UAAGGACACUCAAUCUGAAUUUGGAGAACAAGAGAAGAGGUUUUAGCAUGAGGAGCAUGAGAACUGGAGAGGGGUCCCGGGUUCUUCAGACAAGCCUGUUUUUCUUCAUCGGCGGGAUUCUCAAGAACACGUGAUGUUACACUCGGCUUUGGCUCUCUGCCUCUUCCUGGUUGCAGUGUCUUCCAACCUUGCCAUUGCCAUCAAAAAGGAGAAGAGGCCUCCUCAGACACUCUCAAGAGGAUGGGGAGAUGACAUCACUUGGGUACAGACUUAUGAAGAAGGUCUCUUCCAUAUUCAAAAAAGUAACAAGCCAUUGAUGGUCAUUCAUCACUUGGAGGAUUGUCAAUACUGCCAAGAACUCAAAAAAGUGUUUGCCCAAAAUGAAGAAAUACAAGAAAUGGCUCAGAAUAAUUUCAUCAUGCUGAAUCUCAUGCAUGAGACCACAGAUAAAAAUUUAUCACCAGAUGGGCAAUAUGUGCCUAGGAUCAUGUUUGUGGAUCCUUCUUUAACAGUCAGAGCUGAUAUAACUGGAAGAUACUCUAAUAGACUGUACACAUAUGAACCACAGGAUUUACCGAUAUUGAUAGAAAACAUGAAGAAAGCAUUGAAACUUAUUCAAUCAGAGUUAUAAGAGAUUACCUCGAAGAGGUCAAAUGUAUGAAGACGACCUUCUGGUGAACUCACUAAUACUAAAUGUGCAACUAUAUGGACUCUGUGAUGUUACCAUUUGGAUUUUUAAUGUGCUUGGUAUAUUCUUGUGAAGGUAAAGUUAUAUUUCAAUAAAGGUCACAAUCUGAGCAUAACAAUGUAGUAGCAGCUUGACUUCUGUCUGCAUCAGUAGCAACGGAAGCUGGACACGAACUGGGAGUUAGGUUAGGGUAGAGAAAGGGCCUCCAGAAGAGAUACCUACAUACACUGGUUGUCUUGAUUUCCUCACCUCCCUCUCCCUCCACCAUGUGAUCUCAUCUUAAUUCUGCUCCUCCACUGUACUGAACCUGCCAGCAUAAAUCAUAAGGAAUGUGCACGCUGCCAGAGCAAAUGGAGACACUUCUGUGCACUUACCAUUUGAACUUUUAACCGCAUAUUUCAGAAUUAACCUUUUACUUCUUUUCUUACCUUAAAUUUAAAAACUAAUUGUAAUAAAUUAAAGAUAUACUUUAAAAUUUUAACAAUGAGUUUUCCUUAAUUAUUGGGUGGA
Molecule: messenger RNA, 1198 nt
Organism: Myotis daubentonii (Daubenton's bat)
Lineage: Eukaryota; Metazoa; Chordata; Mammalia; Chiroptera; Vespertilionidae
Gene: AGR3
Product: anterior gradient 3, protein disulphide isomerase family member
Cellular component (GO): endoplasmic reticulum
Molecular function (GO): dystroglycan binding
Source: RefSeq, a predicted model, not a curated record